Molecule: messenger RNA, 2471 nt
Organism: Fusarium oxysporum Fo47
Lineage: Eukaryota; Fungi; Ascomycota; Sordariomycetes; Hypocreales; Nectriaceae
Exons: 1
Coding region: 494-2149 (551 amino acids)
Source: RefSeq, a predicted model, not a curated record
GUUUGAGUGGAGUGUGGAAUGCAUGUUUUGGAUCAUGGUCCAUUACCUUGAACCUCUGGCUGUAGCGGCCUCUUGUUGUCCUCGUGCCACCAUCACAGGUUAUCCUUGUCUUUACUGUACAUACAUACCUAACUAACUACCUACGUCUGCAUGCUCCGUACAUCCAUUACACACACAGUCACGUAUUGCCCUGUCUCGUCUUGUUUAUUUUUACUGUUGCCUCUCAACUUUUAUCCUCAUCUCGACCUCUACCUCCCUCUAUCGCGUUAACUGUUUCUCGGCCAAGUAUUGUCUCGUCGCUCCGCAACAAACCAAAACAUCCCGCCCCAUGUGAUUCACAAUUUACUUUCCAUCUUUCAUAAACUAUUACCAGCCUCAUCGCUAGCUCUUCAUCUACCUUCGCUCCGCCACAGCCGCAUUCCUGAGCCUCAUAUACCCCCUGCGCGGCUCUUAAUUAUCACCUUCGCAAUCAUUUAAUAUCGAAAAAGCCCUCAUGGUGUCCACGCUGGAGCCUCCAACCGCCUCCUCCGUCUCCCGCCGCGGUCCCUCCUCUGUCGUCUCCCGUCGAUCUCAAUCAGACUCGCGAUCGAAACGCUACAAUCGAUCUCAUACCGGCGGGACUUCUCACGCUCUUCACAAUGACUUCCCAGUCUUUAGCAGUGGCGAUGUGGAAAUCAUAGUCCGCGCGCACGAUACGCCUCCCGAUGCUGCUCCCGUGCAGAACAGAUAUCUUCUCCAUCGCCAUACUCUCACGCGCUCGAGUGGUUUCUUUGAGACCAGCACAUCGAGCCAGUGGUCCCGCGCCCGCGCACUACCGGCUGGCAAUGAGCUCUCCCGCAUCGGAGAGGACGGGGAACCGGAUUCUGUCAGUGCAAGCGAAGUCAGCUCAGUGUCGCAAAGAGGAAGCAUCCAUCCACCCAGGAAGAGAUGGCGAUACGAGCUAGGCCCCAAAUCUGGACCAAACGAUAUUCCAAUGCUGGUCCAACGAGACGAAUCGUCGCGAGAUACUACACAAUCCUUGUUUGGUCCUGCAUCAGCCCCCCCUGCAGUCAGUGCAAGAGACUCACGCUCUCAGAGUCGCUCCAAGCACUCCCACUCACAUUCGCGAUCGUUAUCCAAUUCGUCAGCCUCAGGUGGUUUCUUCCGCUCUGUCGCCAACCUCAGUCUCUCCUCCAACCACCCACCUCCAGCCCAAGAGCUAUCGCAAGCGGACGAGGACCUUUUGCGCGACUACGACAACCUUUUUCGCAUCUUUUACAAUUACCCGCCCAACCUCGAUGGUGUCAAUGUCGCAGAUGCCUAUGUCCAAUGCAAGAGCUUGCUCAACCUCGCCGACCAAUAUGACGCCCUUGCUGUGGUGGGACCUCGAGUCGAUCACCACAUGCUGCAGUUCCAGUCACGGCUCUGGAAGCAAAUCGCCAAAUACCCAAUCUCAUAUCUGCGCCUCGGGUACCUAGCUCGUAGCAGGGUGAUAUUUCAGGAAGCCCUGAUUCACGUCGUUGGGCAGUGGCCGGUCGGGGAACGCAGCCUGCGUGCAGCCCUGCCCGACAUUGUCUUGGAUAUUAUUGAGGACAAGGUUGACGAACUGGAAGAUACGGUCGGUCGCAUCGAGGGACGCCUGUACCGUCUUGGGCUCACCAACAGCCGUGGUGAACGUGUCGGCCCAAGCAACAACUACCUCGACUGGCUGUCCAUAAGCCUCUUCCGCCAAUGGCUGGCCGACAACACCUCUCCGCAGCCGCCUCCCGAUCAGCGACGCAGGACGACCUCUCGUGACGGCGGCCGCAGCGUCGCCGCCUUACCCCCCGCCGCCCCGCCGUUGAAUUCUGUAGGUCGUGCAUAUCGCCAACUCGGUUCGAAUAAUCCCGCAUCUUUCCUCGGCCACGAUGACUGCAAGCGCUUCCUCAAGCUCACUCCGGAGCUAUACAGCCGGGAGAACCUCCGGCGAUUUGAGAAGCGUCUUGAUGAGCUCAAGUCAAUGGCCCGAGAGAUCGUACGACCUCUCAUGGGCAGCAAUCUCGAACUCGAUAUGGGCGGUACCUCACGCACCCCAGAUAGUGUCACUUACCUCACCUGCAUCAACGUUGGGAACCGAGACUUGCCCUGGGUGAUGGAGGAUCAGACAACGGUCGGGCUCGUCGCCAACUGAUGUGGGUGGGUGAGUGCGUUAUCAGCCCUGGAUUGGGAUGAAAGCGGUGGUGGUUGCGUUGAUGCAAUGCAACGAUUUUUAUGACCUGAUGUUUUUAUUUUUUUUUAUUCUUGCGGAUACCCUAUGCUUGGACAUACUGUUGAAAUUCCCUUGUGUUUGUCUUGUGUAUAUUCACUGCUGUCUGAAACGAUAUAACCAAAUGAUAUCUAACUCGGUAUAUUCUAUAUAGACACGGAACAGCCACACACUGGUUGGACUGAGGACAGUCGACAUGACUCGGAUGGAGCCGAGCUCUGUAAUCAAAUUGAUAGUGUUUGAUGUA